Molecule: messenger RNA, 207 nt
Organism: Rotaria sordida
Lineage: Eukaryota; Metazoa; Rotifera; Eurotatoria; Philodinida; Philodinidae
Source: the annotation of a GenBank genome assembly
AUGCGUGUGGUAGCACGUGAAGCUUAUCCCACACCAGGAUAUAUAUUACAUCGUGUCAAUGAAUCAUUGACUGAUCAUUCUUUGAUCAAUGAACAUUAUUUAGCACUUGAUAUUAUCGCGCGAGAAGCGAAAUCAAUUGAUUUCACAUUUUUAUUUUCGCAUGAACUCGAUGGUGAUUAUGAUAUUGCUGUUGUUGUUAAUAAUUGA